Messenger RNA from Arabidopsis thaliana (thale cress), 2185 nucleotides. It is a transcript of the gene SCRM2, whose product is annotated as basic helix-loop-helix (bHLH) DNA-binding superfamily protein. NCBI's taxonomy places the organism in Eukaryota, Viridiplantae, Streptophyta, Magnoliopsida, Brassicales, Brassicaceae. The transcript has 3 exons. Gene Ontology annotation, molecular function: protein dimerization activity. Gene Ontology annotation, cellular component: nucleus. Bases 455 to 1732 code for a protein of 425 amino acids. The record is from RefSeq and is marked reviewed.
UUUAACUAAAUCAUCUUCCUAAGCUCUAUCACUGAAAUAAUUCUGCAGACAAAAAAAAAUGAGAGAGAGGUGGCAAAGAUGAAGUGGAGGUGAGAGACGGAAAGCAAAAACAAUAGUCACGAGAAUCAACACCAACUCUUAAACCAAGAUAGACCAAGAAACCAAACAGAGUAAAUAAAUGGUGGCCUUGACAACAUUGAAAUCCCCAAAAAUCUCAACUUUUUAGGGUUUUCGAGCUCUGAAAUCUCUCUAUCUUUCUUCUUCAGAUUUCUCACUUUUUUCUUCUUCAUAAGAUCCUCGUGAUUCCACUUUAUAACGUACGCCUCCUUUCAAGAAAAAUCUCUCUCUAUAUUAUCUACGUUUCUCUCGCCUUGUCUCCUUUUGAGGUUCCAUUUCUACUUCUCUCCAAAAUUCGAAACUUUUCCCACUCUCUCUCUCUCUCUACUAGUUUGACAUGAACAGCGACGGUGUUUGGCUUGACGGCUCCGGUGAAUCUCCGGAAGUUAAUAACGGUGAAGCUGCGUCUUGGGUCAGAAACCCAGAUGAAGACUGGUUCAAUAACCCACCACCACCACAACACACUAAUCAAAACGACUUCAGAUUCAAUGGUGGCUUUCCUUUAAACCCCUCAGAGAAUCUGCUUCUUCUUCUUCAGCAAUCGAUUGAUUCUUCUUCUUCUUCUUCUCCGUUAUUACAUCCUUUCACACUCGACGCUGCUUCACAGCAACAACAACAACAACAACAACAACAGGAACAGUCUUUCUUAGCUACGAAAGCUUGUAUAGUUUCUCUUCUCAACGUCCCAACCAUCAAUAACAACACUUUCGAUGACUUCGGCUUUGACUCUGGUUUCUUAGGACAACAAUUCCAUGGAAAUCAUCAAUCUCCGAACUCGAUGAAUUUCACUGGCUUAAACCACUCAGUACCGGAUUUUCUUCCAGCUCCGGAAAACAGCUCAGGAUCAUGUGGAUUGAGUCCUCUGUUCUCAAACAGAGCAAAGGUUUUAAAACCGUUACAGGUAAUGGCUUCAUCUGGCUCGCAGCCAACUCUGUUUCAGAAACGAGCUGCAAUGCGUCAGAGCUCGAGUAGCAAAAUGUGCAAUUCUGAGAGUUCUUCUGAAAUGAGGAAAUCGAGCUACGAGAGAGAGAUUGACGAUACUAGUACCGGAAUCAUCGAUAUCUCUGGAUUGAAUUACGAAUCUGAUGACCAUAAUACUAAUAACAACAAAGGUAAGAAGAAAGGAAUGCCUGCAAAGAAUCUUAUGGCUGAGAGAAGAAGAAGGAAGAAGCUUAAUGAUAGGCUUUACAUGCUUAGAUCAGUUGUUCCCAAGAUCAGCAAAAUGGAUAGAGCAUCAAUACUUGGAGAUGCUAUUGAUUACCUCAAAGAGCUUUUACAAAGAAUCAACGAUCUUCACACCGAACUUGAAUCUACUCCACCGAGUUCUUCAAGCUUGCAUCCGUUAACACCGACUCCACAAACGCUGUCUUACCGUGUUAAGGAAGAGUUGUGUCCAUCUUCCUCCUUGCCAAGUCCUAAAGGCCAACAACCAAGAGUUGAGGUUAGAUUAAGAGAAGGAAAGGCAGUGAACAUACACAUGUUCUGUGGACGUAGACCAGGUCUUUUACUUUCCACCAUGAGAGCUUUGGAUAACUUAGGAUUGGAUGUUCAACAAGCGGUGAUUAGCUGUUUCAAUGGUUUUGCUUUGGAUGUUUUCCGCGCUGAGGUAAUAUAGUUGUUAAGAUGCUAUGCUGAUCACUGAUUAGUAAAACUAGCAGUCAAAGAAUAGUUAUUUGAGAGAAUGAUUAGUAUACAAGUAACAACAUGUUUUGUGUUUCUAAUCAGCAAUGUCAAGAAGACCAUGACGUGUUACCUGAACAAAUCAAAGCAGUGCUUUUAGAUACAGCAGGUUACGCUGGUUUGGUUUGAUUGCGAAGCAGAAGGAAGCAUCUGUGUGGAACAGAGCUAGAUCUAAGUCCUUGUUCUGUUUUAGUCAGCAAUUUUCUUACUUAGUUUCAUCAAUUUCAAUCAUGUAUGGAAGAUGAUAACUGUUUUAUUUUAGCUAUGAGAACAUGUGUUUGGGGAACAAUAGUUGCAACCUUUGAGCAAAAUGCCAUUGUUUCUCAAUAAUUCUACUUUGCUUUUCAUUUAUAUGUUGUUUGCAAGAAGAGAGCAAUGUUGAUUUUCA